Messenger RNA from Salvia splendens (bonfire salvia), 877 nucleotides. Its product is annotated as glutathione S-transferase PARB. The coding region runs from base 59 to 679 and encodes 206 amino acids. Gene Ontology annotation, molecular function: glutathione binding; glutathione transferase activity. Gene Ontology annotation, biological process: glutathione metabolic process. The transcript has 3 exons. NCBI's taxonomy places the organism in Eukaryota, Viridiplantae, Streptophyta, Magnoliopsida, Lamiales, Lamiaceae. The record is from RefSeq and is a predicted model, not a curated record. Gene Ontology annotation, cellular component: cytoplasm.
AUAUCUCCCACAGGCCACAGCAAACAUCUCAAUUAGAGCAAAUCAUCUUAUAUCUUCAAUGACCAUAAAAGUCCAUGGCAGCGUCUUCUCGACUGCAACGUUGAGAGUUCGUGUUUGCCUUACUGAGAAAUCUCUUGACUACGAGUUUAUCCCCGUCGACCUUCGCUCUGGCCACCACAAGCUGGAUUCUUUUCUUUCCCUCAAUCCCUUCGGUCAAAUCCCGGCCUUUCAAGAUGGAGACCUCAACCUCUUCGAAUCGAGGGCAAUCACUCGGUACAUCGCGCAUUCAUACGCCGGGAAAGGCAUUCCACUAGUAUCCUCAGCUGUGGAGGACGUUUGGGCGGAGGUGGAGGCUCAGAGGUAUGAGCCACCAGCGGCGAAGCUGACGUGGGAGCUGGGAAUCAAGCCCAUGUUGGGAAUGGCAACAGAUGAUGAUGUUGUCAAGGCUCAAGAGGCCGAGCUGGCUAAGGUUCUUGACGUGUAUGAGGCCCGCCUCGCCCACUCCAAAUACUUGGGUGGGGAGGCCUUCUCUCUGGCUGACCUCCACCACCUCCCCACCUUGAAGUAUCUUAUGGCCUCGCCGGUUAAGGCGGUUUUCGACGCCCGCCCUCACGUGGCUGCUUGGGUGGCCGAUAUCAUGGCUAGGCCAUCCUGGCAGAAGGUUCUAGCUGAGUAUUGAGCCUUUGGCUAAUGUUUCAUAUCAUCACCUUUCCAUUAUUUCAUGAUUUUAUAUGUUAUAGCCAAGCCACUUAUGGUCAUGGAGUCUUUCAACUAAAAAAUUUCCUACACUCUGUUCGAACUUCAAAUGUUACUACUUGUUUCAUUUACUGUAUUUUGAUAUUCACGAAUAGUAAUAAUAAUAACAAUAAUACUGUGA